This is a messenger RNA of Batrachochytrium dendrobatidis JAM81, 5652 nucleotides long. RefSeq lists its product as uncharacterized. The record is from RefSeq and is a predicted model, not a curated record. NCBI's taxonomy places the organism in Eukaryota, Fungi, Chytridiomycota, Chytridiomycetes, Rhizophydiales. The transcript has 18 exons. The coding region runs from base 1 to 5565 and encodes 1854 amino acids. Gene Ontology annotation, molecular function: protein binding.
AUGUCUUCUAUAGAAAAGACUGGUGCUGAUGACCAACCUGUGAAUGAAAGCCCGCAUAUAGAACUUCCUCUAGAAUUAGAAAGUCUGCCAAUUAAAAAAGACCUUGAGAAUGUUCCUCUAACAGACGACUUUUACUACAAUGCCAACCUUUUUGAAAACCAUGAUAUAGUCUCCAACAAACGAAUUAGCUCUAAAAGUAUUAGUCUUUUCCAUUCGUUUGGAUUUUCUUCUCAUAAGCGGAAUAAUAUACACUUUCUCGAUGAAAAUACUAUACUUUCUUUCAUUGGAAAUGUAUUGAUAUUUAUGAACUUGAGAACGGGUGAACAAAAGCACAUGAUGGGUUUACGUGAAGGAUCUAUUGGUGCAGUGGCGAUACAUCCGAUGCAAACUUAUUUUGCAGUUGCAGAAAUAUUUGAUUCUCAGCCACAUAUAUAUGUAUUCGAAUAUCCAUCAUUGAAACUAUACCGUGUUUUACGCAAUGGCGCCGAAAAGGGAUAUUCGGAUUUGUGUUUCAACACUAACGGAGACAAAAUUUCCAGUGUUGCAAUUGAUCCAGACUACAUGCUGACGAUUUGGGACUGGAAACAAGAAAAGGUCAUGCUUCGAAGCAAGGCUUUUUCACAGGACGUGUUUCGAGUUGCAUUUUCACCGGAAAACGAUGGCAUUUUAACUACAUCUGGUAUGGGCCAUAUCAAAUUUUGGAGAAUGUCUUUGACGUUUACUGGUUUGAAACUUCAAGGAUAUCUUGGGAAAUUUGGUGCUACUGAACUGUCAGAUAUUGCCGCGUUUAUUCAGCUCCCGGACGGAAAAGUUCUUUCUAGUACAGAAACCGGAAACAUGCUGCUUUGGGACGGUGGCAUGAUCAAAUGUGAAAUCGGAGUUAAAGGCAGACGUUUGUGUCACCAAGGGAAAAUUGAAUCGAUCUUGCUUGUAGAAGGAGAGGUCAUCACAGCUGGAGAAGAUGGACUGGUUCGUGUCUGGGACUUUGAAACAAUUGACAAUGCAGAUGGUUCAGCUGGAGCAUCAUCUUCUGGUGGUGGUGCAAUAGACUCUACUUCAGGAGCUGGAUCACUUUCACAGUCUCGAAUAUUCGAGAUGGAGCCUAUCGAUGAAGUCCUAAUUACCAAAGAUGUCAAAAUCAAAUCAAUUGUUCGCUAUCUAAACAGCACCCAUAACUAUAUUGUUCAAGAUCAGCAAGGGCAUCUUUUUUGUUUGGAUUUGAAUAAGCGAUCCAGUGACAAAAUUCUGUCGUUUCAUGCCGGCCCAGUGGCUAGUGUGGACACCAGCCCAACCGCGCAUAUUAUGGCUAGUCUAGGGAGCGAUGGAAAUUUGAGAAUGUAUGACUAUGCUGCAAAGAAAAUGUUGAACAAAGGCCAUUUCUCAGCUGGAGGAACUUGUAUGAGUUUUUUGCCGAUUACACUAGACUGUACUGGCAAUACACUUAUUGCUGGAUUUGCUGAUGGAGUAAUGAGAAUCUUAUCUUACACCUCGUUUGGCAUAAUUUUACAACAUGUAUUCAAACCUCACUGUGCAGCAAUUACAUGCAUUUCAGUUUCAAAAGACGGAUCACUUAUUGCUACAGGAUCUAAUGACAAGAGUGUUUUUUUGUUCCGAGUAGACAAAACAGCCAAAAACAACCAAGAAAUCCCGUAUUCCAGAUCAUCGGUAAAAAUAACCCCACUUGGUGUGCUAAGUCUACCUGAUCAAGUAGUCAAAGUACAAAUUGCGCCUGAUUAUGAACUUGACAAGGAAAAAUUCAAGUUCAGCGCAUCGACAGAUAUAUUUCCAAAUGACAAAAAACUGAUUGUUGGCAAUCGUCUUUUUGUUUUACUUGAAAACGGAAGCCUUUACUCUGCAUUUUUGUCUUCAAAUGAAGUUAUUGACACUUCUGUCACAUUUGAAAUUGCUCCUGCUCAGAUCUGGUUGAAAAAAUGGACAGUAAUCCUUCCGGAAAUUCCAGUAUCCAACGCGCUUCAAAAUACUACAGACGAUAUCAAGCAAGCUCUUGGUAAGCAUCCUGCAAGUAAUCCUCAAGUUUUGGCACCUAAUACAAUCUCAUCAUUAGACAUUCAAGGGCAAAAAAAAAUGACUACCGAGCAAGCUUCAAAUGGACUACCUUUACUUCAAGAACAGGGUAUAUCAGCCGAUCAGUCCCACCAUGCUGCCACAAGUAAUUCAAAAACUGAUCAGCCUGCUUUAUGCACAAAAGAGUCUCGAGGGUUAAUAAUUAAUAGCGAAUCUUUGAUUACAGCAAUCCACUACGCCGAAAACGGAUACUUUUUGAUGGGAAUUAUAAAUACCGAUGGUGAAGCAGAAGUACGUUUGUGUCAUGUGCUGAUGCCUGCCCAAAGCCGCCUGCUUUUGGUCUAUAAAUCUGCUAUUACGGAUAUUUGCUUGACCAAAACCAACGAUUAUCUUUUGAUUGGUACUGCCGAUGGUGCAUGUGCUAUUAUUCGAUAUAAUCAAAAGGAAUUCCUUUUAAAAGAUCGACCCAACACACACGAAACUUAUCAGGAAUACCUUGGUAGUUUUAACAAUCGUAUUAAUACUGCACUUGAGCAGCAGGAUAAAAACAUUCAAAGCAACUCCGAUAAUGACUUGACAGAAUCGCUGAUUGUCAAUGGACAAUUUUGGGUUGGGCAUGGUCACGAUGUACUGCAAGGACGUGUCAACAUGGUUCGAACAAGUUUUGAUAAUGCAUUCUUAUGUUCAGUUGGAAACGAUGGCGGUGUGUUUGUGUGGCGAAUCCAUUUUAACGAUAUCAGUUUUUGCAAGCCUACAACUGCAAAAAUAGAAGACCAAUCCAAUCAACUUUCUCAGCCUGAAGAUAUCACUGACAGCAAUACAUACACUAUUCAAGAAGCAAAGGUUAAAUCUGAAAAAGAUCGCGAGGCAGAACAAGCGGAAGAAAAGAAAAAAGCUGUUCGGAAUUACAUUCAAGAUUUGCGAGCAGAAUUUAUAAAACUGAUUGGUGAAAAUGAUAAAUUACCCUCUGAGAAAGCAUGCAUGCGUAAAGACCUUUGUGUUGAUCCAUACUUGCAUGCUGAUAUUGAACGGGACACUUUGGAAAAAAUCUUCACGUUGCGAAAAGAAAUGGCAUGGGUUUCUGAAAAGGUAUUGAUUGGUCUCACGAAACUCCGUGAAAAAUAUCUGGGAUCACUUCAAACAGAAAGAAUUGAAUUCAAGGCAUUUGAAACAAACCAUACCUUGUCGACAUACAGAACCAUGAAUAUGGAUCAAAGCGUUGAAACAAUGCUACAGUCUCUUUUAAAAACUCCCAAUCGUAUUGAUACAACACCUCAUGCAAGAAAUCUUCCGGAAUCUCGAACUCCUGGUAUGUCUCGUGAUACUGAAGGAGGAUCCCCGAAACAAGCAUUAUUACUGACCCCUCAGCAUGGUGAUGCACAGACCCCACAUAGGCGAAUUGUCAAGCAUACCGAAGUCAAGAGUAAAUUAGAAUUACGAAAGCAACAGCGUGCGGAACGAGCAAUCAUUUGGAACGAUCUAAUGAAGUUGAUGAAACUUGGUAAAGUGGCCAGUUUCAACAAACGAGUAUAUACAAUGGAGUCAAGUGCGUUUCCUGAGCAUCGCGAAAAAGUAGCACCAACAGAUAUAAUACAGUUUCAAAACCAACAGCAAGAAGAGUCUGUGCAUCGUAAUGGACACAAUGACAUGCUAGACGCAUUUGGCACUGGAUCUGCUGUUCCAGUCCAAAAUCAAUCGAUCCACUCCGGAUUGAGUGGUGCACCUGUAAGAACAGAUGGAUCCACUCUAAAAAAGUAUAAUGCAGAAGAGAAUAGACCGAGUGUUGGAGUUGACAAUGGAAACCCAGCAGCUUUUGAAAAUUCCACCGAAAGUCGAGUGUUGUCUGAAACAGAUGCUGCAGCACGUUCUGAUGCUCCAACACCAUUAGAACUUGAAAAGACGCAUAUUAAAAUCACAAAACUCUUGUACGAAGAGUCUGAAAUUGCAAAAUCGAUUGAAAAACAUAUCCAGACAUUUGAUGGUGCUGUUGAACAGCUUGCUCGUGAACGCAUUACUCUCGAUGGAGAUUUAAAAUUUGCGGAUAUCAAACUGCUGCUACUCUAUCAGGAAUGGGUUUUGCUUAAAGAAUUUGAAACCCACGAUACCGCAUUGGCUGAGAAACUAUCUGUAAAGCUGAGCGAAAAAAACGAAGUUGAUCAAAAGAUUUCCGAGUGUCAAGGCAAAUUGGCACUAAAAAAGUCUGAUAUAGAAGCUAUCAUCUCCAAGGGAACUGAAAUCCGGGAAGAAUUUUCUCGUUUAUUAGGUGAAAACAAUACCAAUGAAGAAUACUUGACCAAGAUAUUCACAAGAAAAAUCAAAAGAUCCAAGAAAAAGAUCAAGGAGAGAAGCGGAAGUAAAGGAUUCACAGAAAACAAUGAUAUCGAUGAGGAGGAUGAAGACAGUGAUGAAAGCGUCGAUUCAUCGUUGGGCAGUGAUAUGGAAGACGAAGACGAAGAAUUUGAAGAACGCUGUCCAGUAGAUUGUGAUCGUACACUUUGGUUCAACGUUCUUUCCCAGCGCGAUAAGCGUCUAGAUCAGGAUGAACUUUUAGCAGACAUUCAAAAAUCAGUCGAGGCACUUAAAAAGGAAAACGAUUCGCUCAUUAAAAAAGAGAAAAUUGUUGGAAUUGGAUUAAAAAGUGCAGAAGCUGAGAUUCAAGAUUUUCAAACACAGAAACAAAGAAAAUUGAACGAGUUGGACGUUCUGGUCCCACUUCGAUUCCAUCAGAUUCAAUAUUUAGAACGAGACAUGAUCCCGUCCGACUUAUCACCUGCAUUGGUGUUUGUCAAUGAUGGACUUUUGAAACUACAAAAUAGAAUUUACGAGCUUCAACAGGAAAAGGCAGAUAUCAAGAAACAACACAAGGAACUUCGCAAGCAGCAUGUCAGUUUUAUCAAAAGUAAACGAGAUAAACAGCAAAAGCUUCACGAGCUCAGCGAUCGGGCUAAAGAUGUGCAGAUGCUCAAAUUUGGGCAGAUAGUCGAUUUGGAAAAGCUUGAAAAGCUGGGCGUAAACAAAACUGCAGAUGAACUUCGCGAAAAACUGCAACGAGAGGAUAAUCGUCGACUAAAGGAAAUCAAAGAGUAUGAUAAUAAAAUUGAGCAACUCAAAGAACGACUUACCGAGGCAAUCAAAGAAAAUACAGACAAGGUCGAGUCUUUGGUGCAACUCAAGGAGCAGCAACACGCAAUUGAGAAUGCACUAAACACAUCCCAGGCAUCAGUGACUGCAGAGUAUUCUGGCCCUCAAAAGAAAGAUAUUGAUGAGCGUGACCGCUUAGUCUUGUUGGUUCAAUCGCAAGCUCAACAAAUAGAUGCGCUCAAGUAUGAAAUUGAGCUGCUUAUAAGAAAGCCUAUUGGCCGUGUCCCAAAUAUUAAAACUCAGUCUACCGUGCCCUAUCCACCAAACACGCGACCAAAACUUCAUGAAUCCCGGCCUCUACGACAUGAUAUUCAUAUGCCUGACACGGCUCUGAUGAUGCAAAAUGAUCAAAGUAUAGACUCCCCUGGUAGUGCAAUGACUUCCGACGCAAUCAUUUAAUAGUACACAUUUAUUCAAACGAUUUGGGUUGUUUUCAACUAUUGCUAGUCUUUAAUAUAUUUCCAAUAAAUGGUAAUUUAAAUCUCA